GGGAGGGGCCGCGCGGACAGCUCCCGCUCUGAUGGCGCCGCUCCUGCUGCUGCCGCCGCCGCUGCUGCUUCUGCUGAGCGCCGGUUCCGUCGCCGCCGCUGCCGGGAAGAUGAAGGUGGUGGAGGAGCCCAACAGCUUCGGGCUGCACAACCCUUUCCUGCCUCCCGCGCACCGCCUGCGGGCCAAAGCCAGCCCGGCGCCGGCUUCAGGCCCUGCCCAUCUCCUACGGCUGGCGGGCAAAUGCUUCAGCUACCUGGAGUCCACGUACAAGUAUGAAUUCUGCCCCUUCCAAAAUGUCACGCAGCACGAACAGACUUUCCGGUGGAAUGCUUACAGCGGGAUUCUUGGAAUCUGGCAUGAAUGGGAAAUUGAAAACAAUUCCUUUGCCGGGAUGUGGAUGAGAGAUGGAGACGCAUGUGAAACCAGGAACAGGCAGACCAAAGUUCUUCUUGUCUGUGGAAAGAGCAACAGAUUGGCUCAUGUGUCUGAACCAAGCACUUGUGUUUAUUCUCUGACAUUUGAAACGCCACUUGUUUGCCACCCACACUCUCUCUUAGUGUAUCCAGCCUUGCCUGAAGACCUCCAAAGAAGGUGGGAUGACCUAGAGCAGUCACUUUAUGAAGAGCUGAUCACAAAACAGGGGUACAAGAAAAGGUUGAGAGAGAUCUUUGAAGAAGCCACAUUUUUUAAAUCAACAAGAGAGAGACAGAGUGACCAAAACAAUAAAAACCUUCAGCAUCCAGAAUUUGAAUCUCUGGAAAAGUGCAAUAAGGAAUAUCAAUGCCUUUCCAAAGAUGUACAGAAACUUAAAGAUUUGUUAACUCAGCAUGGAGUUGCAUAUGAAACUGUCCUGAUUGGAAACAGUGAAGAUGAGCGUACCAUUCCAAAAGCGGUGACAGAAACACCAGCUCUUACAACUGCCCCCCAAAUCGAGAGGCGCCAGCAUGGAGACGCCGGACUCCGAAACGACUCCCUGUGAAGGAAUCCACCUGGCCAGUCUGCUCAGCGCUGGCUCCUUCAUGCUCCGUUCUUCUGACCCUAAACCUUGCCUGAACCACUUUUCCUGGUAGGUCUGCAUUCGAUAUAAUUCUCGGAUAUGAAGGCCGGAGGAGCUCCAUAGUGAAUUUCUGCCUGGAGAAGGACCGUGGAUAUCAACGACUUUCACAAGAUGUACAGAAAUUCAUGGAUUCGUGUUUUGUAACAUAACUCUGCAGGCCAUCGGGCUAUGUGAUGCAGUGUCUCAGGCCACAGGAGAAACUUAAAUGGUGGCUUCUAGGAAUACUUGCUGUGGUGCUAUAGCCCCUGUGAUCUUACCUACCUUCCCACACCAGAACAAGCGGCGUAUUUUGGGUCUUGACCACAUGAAGUGAAAAUACUGUGGGGAUUUCUUCCCAAGACGAUACAGCUGAUAAGUCCAGUCUAAACAGGAGGGUGCCUGUGUUUGGUGAAUUUUUAAUAAAGAUACAUACUUGAAAGUGGGCCAAAAAUUCAGCAAAGGCCUCUCAUUUGUUUGGGUUGAGCAUCUGCCUGUUGCUGACCAAUGCACGUGUCUUUGCAGCAUUUUGGGUUAAGGGGAUGGACUUCCGUGUUGUUAAGUAUUUUGCUUGGGAUGAGAGAGUUGGCUUUUUAAAAAAGUACUUCUAAAGCACUUUUGUGUUACAAUCUAGUUUCUUGCUACUUAUCCAACUGCUUUGGGGUUGGGCUGUUCAGUUCCUGUUUAGCUGUUGCAGAUUUCUUGCACUCUCAUGCAUUUAUUUUGUAUUUCUAAAAUAUGUCUGUUUUAGAAACAGCAGACUUUGUAAAAGUUCCUCAUUUUCCUUGACAGCCUGUGAUGCAGGCUGCAAUAUCAGCAGCUGCCUGGCUUUACUGGAGAACAAAGAGCUGAAAGCAAACAUAUGCUCAGGUCACUGCAAACUUCUAAAGGGGCCCCAACAUACUGCCACAGGAUUGAUCUUACUGUGCACUGCCACAACCACACUCAAUACAACACUAUGCUUCUGACAACAACACUAUGCUUCUGACAACAACACUAUGUAGUUGUUGGUGAACUGCUUUGAACUCUUAAUUGAAGAGAAGUGGUAUAAAAAUCAAAUAAAAAUGAAAACAGUGCACCCAGGAGUGGGUUAAGAGAGCAAACAGGCAGCAACAAAGGGUUCUCUGCUCUUGGUCUCUCGAGACAAGGCCAGGAAUUGGGGCCCUGCUUUGACCAAUGUAUAAAAUGCUCUUUGGUCAAAGCCGAGCCCCGAUUCCUGACCUUGUCUCCUCCCAAGAUUUUGCCUGGAAGCACUCCCCCCCCCCCCGGGUCUCCUUACAGCCGCUUUCUCCUUUUGUCUUCCAACACCUUACACGUCUCAUCUUAGAAAAGGGGGGAAAUUUGAUGCUGGAUGGGCCCUCCUCCUCCUCCUUUAUGGGUUGUGGGACCUCCCCCACCCCUAGUUCUUCUUCACAUCUAAGCCACUGUGGAGGUGAGGGUCAAGGAUGCCAGUCCACCUGUUGGGCAACCAUACUAAUAAAGUACUACUUGGGUUCCCUUGUCAUGGCAUUUCUUAUUCCUGUGGGGGGGGUGUGUGUGGAAUCAAGCAGGAGGCAGGGGCUGGCUUAGAUC
Eublepharis macularius is the source of this 2605-nucleotide messenger RNA. It is a transcript of the gene GNPTG, whose product is annotated as N-acetylglucosamine-1-phosphate transferase subunit gamma. The record is from RefSeq and is a predicted model, not a curated record. Lineage: Eukaryota; Metazoa; Chordata; Lepidosauria; Squamata; Eublepharidae. The coding region runs from base 32 to 979 and encodes 315 amino acids. Gene Ontology annotation, cellular component: Golgi apparatus. The transcript is spliced from 11 exons.